This is a messenger RNA of Aspergillus luchuensis, 834 nucleotides long. RefSeq lists its product as uncharacterized. The coding region runs from base 1 to 834 and encodes 277 amino acids. Lineage: Eukaryota; Fungi; Ascomycota; Eurotiomycetes; Eurotiales; Aspergillaceae. The transcript has 2 exons. The record is from RefSeq and is a predicted model, not a curated record.
AUGUCACCUGCAAAAAGUGGGUUCGCCCUCGUGACUCCGGCUUCGAAAGGACUGGGAUUCGCCUUUGCGCGACAGCUGCUGUCCAACACGGACCUCCCCGUUCUUGCGACUGCGCGGAGAGAUACUGGACAACUCCGGAAAGUCUUACUGGAGCAAGUCAAUGAUGAGACUGGAAAGGCGGAUGAGAGGCUACGAGUCUUUGAAGUUGACGUGACUGAUGAGGCAACCAUACACGCCAUGGCUGCACAGAUACGAGAAGAAUUUCCACAGACUCCCCUGCGUAUUGCAAUCACCGUACCUGGCGUUCUGCAUGUGGAGAAGUCGCCGACGCAGAUUGAUGCUGCCAAUGCUCUGCACAGCUUCCAAGUCAAUGCUCUUGGUCCUAUGCUUCUGAUGAAGCACUUGGCACCUUUUUUGCCAACGAAGUCAUCUGCAACCUUUGCGGACGUAUCUCUGUCGGCCCAUGUACAACGGCCGUGGAAGCUUCCAUCGCAUGCGAUCUACGCGAUGAUGGCCGCACGAGUUGGGUCCAUAUCGGACAAUUCAACUGGGGGCUGGUAUUCAUACCGUGCUAGCAAAGCAUCCGUCUUUCAGCUGACCAAAACUUUCGAUCUGUACCUACGGUCACGGAGUAGAGACCGAGCGUUGGCGGUGGCGUUGCAUCCCGGGACAGUCCAGACUGAUUUCACGAAAGAUUACUGGGAUGGCAGACACAUGUUGCAGCCAGAAGAAUCUGCGGUGAAGCUAUUACAGCAUCUCUGUGGUAUGCAGACCGGUGACUCCGACGGGCGGGGCCGCUGUUGGGAUUGGAAGGGAGAGGAGGUUCUGCCUUGA